Cyprinodon tularosa is the source of this 3436-nucleotide messenger RNA. Its product is annotated as sodium- and chloride-dependent taurine transporter-like. Gene Ontology annotation, biological process: neurotransmitter transport; sodium ion transmembrane transport; taurine transmembrane transport. The transcript has 14 exons. Gene Ontology annotation, molecular function: taurine:sodium symporter activity. The record is from RefSeq and is a predicted model, not a curated record. Gene Ontology annotation, cellular component: plasma membrane. Bases 162 to 2051 code for a protein of 629 amino acids. Lineage: Eukaryota; Metazoa; Chordata; Actinopteri; Cyprinodontiformes; Cyprinodontidae.
CACAGUGAGGCUGCGUCCAAUCUCUACUUUGGAUUUAAUUGUCUUUAGCCAAGGGGCGGGCCAUGCUGUCAGCUCUGCUUCUUGUGACCCGUGUGUGCAUAAAGGCAUUCAGUACAGAGGAAUGGUGACAGCUGAGAGGAUCACUAUACAUAGUCUCAGCCAUGAAGGAAAUCAUGGCAUCAAAAGAAAAAAUCAAAUGUCUAAAAGACUUCCAUAAGGACACCUUCAAACCUUCACCUGGGAAGAGCCCUGGCACCCGACCUGAGGAUGAGGCUGAAGGAAAGGUUCCUCAGAGGGAGAAGUGGGCCAGUAAGCUCGAUUUUGUCUUGUCCGUGGCCGGAGGCUUUGUUGGAUUAGGAAACGUGUGGCGCUUUCCUUAUCUUUGUUAUAAAAACGGUGGAGGUGCAUUCCUCAUCCCCUACUUCAUCUUCCUUAUCGGAGGUGGCCUGCCUGUUUUUUUCCUAGAGGUGGCACUCGGUCAGUACACCUCUGAAGGAGGGAUCACAUGCUGGGCCAAGCUCUGUCCUAUCUUCACUGGUAUCGGCUACGCUUCCAUCGUGAUUGUGUCUCUUCUCAACGUCUACUACAUCGUGAUCUUGGCCUGGGGACUCUACUACCUCUUUCAGUGCUUUCAGCCCGAGCUUCCAUGGGCGAAAUGCAAGCAGCCGUGGAACACAGAAUACUGUGUUGAGGACACAAUCCGCAAGAACAAGACCCUCUGGCUGGCAGCUAAUAUUACUAACUUCACCUCCCCAGUCACAGAGUUCUGGGAACGCAACGUCCUCAGUCUCUCCACCGGCAUUGAGGACAUUGGGCCUCUCAAAUGGGACUUAGCCCUGUGUCUCCUGGCAGUGUGGGUUAUCUGCUUCUUCUGCAUCUGGAAAGGGGUCAAGUCCACAGGGAAAGUGGUGUACGUCACAGCUACUUUCCCAUUUGUGAUGCUAAUCAUUCUGCUGGUACGUGGUGUGACCCUGCCUGGAGCAGCUGAGGGCAUAAAGUUUUAUCUUUACCCUGACUUGACCCGUCUCCAGGAUCCAGAGGUGUGGAUCGAUGCAGGAACCCAGAUCUUUUUCUCCUAUGCAAUCUGCCUGGGUGCCAUGACGUCACUGGGGAGCUACAAUAAGUACAGAUACAACUGCUAUAGGGACUGUUUGCUGCUGGGAGGCCUCAACAGCGGUACCAGUUUUGUGUCUGGCUUCGCAAUAUUUUCCGUCCUGGGCUUCAUGGCACAAGAGCAAGGGGUGGACAUUGCCGAUGUGGCAGAGUCAGGUCCUGGCUUGGCCUUCAUUGCCUACCCUAAGGCUGUGUCUAUGAUGCCGCUGCCAACACUGUGGGCUAUCCUCUUCUUCAUCAUGCUGCUUCUGCUGGGCCUUGACAGCCAGUUUGUCGAAGUAGAAGGGCAGAUCACAUCCAUCGUAGACCUCUAUCCAUCAGUUCUUAGAAAGGGUUACCGCAGAGAGAUCUUCAUCGCAGGCAUGUGUCUAAUGAGCUAUCUCCUGGGACUCGCAAUGGUAACAAAAGGUGGCAUGUAUGUGUUCCAGCUCUUUGACUACUACGCAGCCAGUGGUGUGUGCCUUUUGUGGGUUGCAUUCUUCGAAUGCAUUGCCGUAGCUUGGGUUUAUGGAGCUGAUAAUUUCUAUGAUGCAGUCGAGGAUAUGAUUGGAUACAGACCAAACCCAUGGAUGAAAUGGAGCUGGACCAUCAUCACUCCUGUCCUCUGCAUGGGCUGCUUUGUUUUCUCCCUGGUAAAGUAUAAACCACUGACCUAUAACAAGGUGUACGAAUAUCCUGAAUGGGCCAUUGGCCUGGGCUGGUGUUUGGCUCUGGCUUCCAUGAUUUGCAUCCCCAUGGUGAUGGUCAUCAAAAUCCUGCAGUCUGAGGGACCUCUGAUAGAGAGAAUCAAGGCAGUGGCGGCCCCGGCAAAGUCAGGCGUGAGCUCUCGCCCGAAAGAGUACAAUUUGAAGAUCAGCGAGUUGACACAGCCUCUGGACCCAAACGGGAACAAUGGCUUGAUCAAGCCCACCCACACCGUUGUAGAAACAACGAUGUGAGCGCUCUCUGUGAGAGGAAUAAGAUUGAUGUGCUUACUGUGUUAUUAUAUUUUGCUAACUUUGAUAAGUGUAGGUUUACAUUGUCCAAUAUAUUCAUAUUAGAAAAACUAUAGUUUGAUUUAUAUUAAGAGAGAUAUAUUUUAUUGUAAUUUUUUUUUUCUCGUAAUUUUUUUUACUCUACUGAUAUUGUUGAUGUUGCAAAUGUCGCUGUAGUUGGCACUGAUCUCAGUUAAGGCAGUAUUUUUAAAUAGAACCUGUUCAAUGUUUACUACAUUUCUUUAAUUCUGAGGAGAUGAGGAAUUUAACGCAUUCGAGGAAGAGACAGGAAAUAACUCACUUCUCAAUUCAAUAACAAAGUGGAUGAUUAACCAAAAAAUACUGAAAACAUUCACAUUUAAUUUUUCCAACAAAAUGAGUUUAAUUGUUCAGAUCAUAUUGUGGAAAAUAUGGCAUCUAUACCGUUAUUUCUUCAGUACAAGGUAAACAAUGCCUUGGCUCAUUCUCAAAGAUCCAACAUGACAAAACUCUAAUCCACAUUUUCUAAAAAAAAAAAGAGAGAAAGAGUUAAGAAGGUAAGGAGAAAAGGGAAGAGGCGUUUAAGAGUACUUGUAUCCUGCCUCUGUGACUACUUAUAUUGUCUGCCCCAGUGCAUUUAUGGAGCCUCUCUUUGCACUUUAUGUCAUAUCACCUUUAAUGUAGUAUUUGCUCUUAUUUGAGAGGAAAUGUUUUUAUCUUUUAACUUUUUGAUAUUGUUAACCUUGACACAGUGCAACUAGUUACUCCCUGCUAAAACAAUGAAGGGACAGAGUAGGACUGCUGCAUUUCAAAUCUAUGAUUUUAAUAAUUAGUAAGAUCUCUGAGGAGACCAUUUUGUUAUGGUACUUUUAUCCUAAGCUAUCUGACAUUUAUCUCAAUUUUGCUGAUUUCAAUUGCAGGUUCUUUCUAUGUAAAAUCUGUAUCGAUGUCCUUGUUUGUGUUUUAGAAUUUAAACUGUUAAUAAUUCACAUAUGCCUUUUUUAUGACAGUUUUACACUGUGCAUCACCUAAAUAACAUCACAGAUUCUUCAGAAAUGAGUAUCCGCAGUAUAGAAAGCUAUCUUAAGCCUUUGCUACACAUCAGUAUGCAAUAACAAAUUAUAAAGUCACUGGAUUAUUUGCCCAUUGAAAAAUACACAUUUUUUAUUGAUUGGGUCAUGCAGCUGUAUACAAAACUUAAAAAAUUAAAAAUGCCCUCCUGAACUAUGUGCAGGAGCCAUUGCAUUAUCUUGCUGCUUUUCUACUUGGAAACUAAAAUGUACCAAAUCAUUUUUUGUCUCAAAGUUAUCCCCUUUAAGAUGGUUAUUGCAUCAUGUCUAUAUGGAUAAAAUAAACCUCUUUUCCUUGGA